This is a messenger RNA of Didymodactylos carnosus, 1311 nucleotides long. Lineage: Eukaryota; Metazoa; Rotifera; Eurotatoria; Philodinida; Philodinidae. The record is from the annotation of a GenBank genome assembly.
AUGCGUGUUCGUUAUAAAAAGUUACGGUGGUACAAAUUCUAUGACGACAAGUGGGUACAACGUCGAGGUGGUGGCUGGGAUGAAAAGAUAACGCCUGAGAAUUUAUCUUUUAUACAAGAAGUUGUACAUGAAACAUAUGCUCAAAAAGAAAGUCCAUUAAAAGAUGGACCUUGGGAACGUGGAGAAUAUACAACAAAUCCUGAGACGAUACGAACUGGUGUACUGGGCAUUAAACUAGGUACAUUACCACAAUGGAACAAAAAAGGGGAGCGUUUUCAUGUUACACUUGUUCAGAUAAUUGACAAUCAUGUAGUUAAUUAUACACCUCCAGAAAUGAUUAAUUUUCGUUCAUUAUUUACAACACGUCCAUUACGAAAAGAAUUACAGGGUAAAGUUGGCAUGCUUGUUGUUGGUGCUUUGUCGUCUGAUCCAAGGAAAUUCACGCGUUCAUACAACGGCUUAUUUGAAAAAGCUGGUGUACCACCAAAACGAAAGUUGACACGUUUUUUCAUAACACCAAACAGUGUCAUAAAACCUGGCACACCGUUAUAUGCAUCACAUUAUCGUUGUGGUGAUUUCAUUGAUGUACAAGCUCGUAGUAUCGAUUAUGGCUUUCAAGGUGUGAUGAAACGUUAUGGUUUUCGUGGCGGUCCAAAAUCACAUGGCGCAACAAAAUUUCACCGUAAACGAGGUAGUGUAGGUAGCGGACGAAAACAUCGAAUUCUACCGGGAACGAAAAUGCCCGGUUAUAUGGGUAAUAAACUUGUGAUGAUGAAAGGUAUCAAAAUAUGGCGUAUUAAUACAAAAUUAAAUGUUUUAUAUCUGAUGGGUCCUGCCAUACCUGGACCCAAUCAUGGUUAUUUACGUAUUCAAGAUUCAACAUUAUAUCAGCAUCGUGCGAGUUUGACAAAAGACAAUCAUCCGCCAUUUCCGACAUAUUAUCCGACUGAAAAUGAAAAACUAGACGAAGAAUUAUUUGCGGAGGAUUUAUAUCGUUUUGAUCAACAAACAAUAACAUUUGAUGAUGUGACAAUAACACCAUUAACAAAAAAAGUUGGCAUUGUCGGAAAAUAUGGUACACGUUAUGGAGCAUCAUUAAGAAAAAUGGUUAAAAAAAUGGAAGUUACACAACAUUCCAAAUAUACGUGUUCGUUUUGUGGUAAAGAUAACAUGAAACGAAAAUGCGUGGGGAUAUGGAAAUGUCGAAGUUGUCUAAAAACGGUUGCUGGUGGUGCAUAUGUUUAUUCAACAUCAACAGCUGCUGCUGUACGCUCUGCUGUUCGACGUUUAAGAGAAAUGCGUGAACAAUAA